GGCUGUCAGCGCGCGUCAAUCGAGCGGCGUCACAGGAAGUAGUCCCCGGGCGGAGAGUGACGGUUGGUGCGGUCAUGUCGGCGAGGUUGAAAAACGGCUGAUCGUUUCCCCCCCUCCCCAAAAAAAACACAACUGCCGGUCGGUGAUGUCUCCUCGGAGAUGAGGGUGCUUCAGUAAACACACAUUUCCAUGCCAAUAUGACAACAGCUUCCACGUCCAAGCCGUAUACAUCCGAAAGCCCAUGCAGUGUUUCAGCAGAGAAGCUUGGCCAGAUAAGGCCAAAGACACCUCUGCUGAACAUCCUGCAUGAAGCAGGUGCAUCAGGAGAACACUUCACAUUGAAGGAGAUAAUGCAUUAUCUUGGUCAGUAUAUAAUGUUAAAGCAACUCUAUGACCAACAGCAACAGCACAUUGUACAUUGUGGAAACGAUGCUCUCGGUAAAGUAUUUGGAGUCCAGAGCUUCUCUGUUAAAGAUCCAAGCCACUUGUAUGGAAUGCUUUCGCGGAACCUGAGAACUGCCAAUUUUCAAGAUGCUGCACAGACUGGCACACUUGUAAAGGAUACGAAAUGCCUGCCUAUGAGGGAAGAUCGUCUGAAGUGCCCUGCAUCAGGGGAACUUAGUGAAGAAGAAAUAACUGCCUGGAAGCUCCCAACUUCAGCUACCUCACAUUUAAAAAGAAAGAACUCUGAAUCAGAUGAGUCUGUGACGGAUGAUCAAUCCGAAUGUCAAGCCAAAGAUAGUAUUUCUGGUCUUUGGGAUGCUGCUGCACUGCCGUGGUGGUUUAUUACAAGUUUGCGUUCAAACUAUGGGAGUCGAAAGAGUGGAUCAACUGAUAUCUGCAGCAACCAGGAUAUAGACACUGCCAUUGUUUCUGACUCGACUGAUGAUCUGUGGUUUCUAAAUGAACCUGCCAGUGAUGAAGUAAAUGUGGAGAUCAAAUUUGAGACAGUAGAAACAAAAGAAAAAGAUCCUCAUGAGAACCAGAAAGGAGAGGAGGAAAAAAAUACAGAAUGCAAGGAGGCCUAUUCCUCCCUUCAGGUUACAAUCUAUGAAGCUGAUGAUGACCUGCCAUGCUCAGGGGAUGCUACCGACACAGAAAUCUCGGACGCGUUUGAGAACUCUGAUGGUUUAAAGGACUCCUGGAAAUGUACCAACUGUGGAAAAUGUAAUCCUUCUCAGAAGCAAUAUUGUCUGCGGUGCUGGGCACUUCGUAAAGGCUGGUAUCUCAAUCCCAAGUUUGUACAUUCAACAUCCGACCCAUUAAUUACUGGCUUUGAGGCUACAGAGGAGGCUGAAGACAUUGAUGUUCCUGACUGCAGAAAGUCUGUUUCUGACCCUCUGAUUCAGUCUGAACAGCUCCAAUGUAAUAAGAAAGGAAAACAUACCCAACAUGGCUCUUCAGAAUCCUUAGAUAGACUUUCGCAGCCAUCCACAUCAAGUAUCAACUUAAGCAAUAAAGAGGAACUUCAGUCUGAGGGUAGAGGAACAAAAACUCAGCGUGAAGACUCCUCACAUUUUUGGAGGAACUGCUUGGGACCCUGUCUUGUCUGUGGUGUACGCCCCAGGACUGGGAAUAUUAUCCAUGGAAAGACGGGACAUCUCGUAGCAUGCUAUGCAUGUGCUAAAAUGUUACAUAAGCGUAAACUGCCUUGUCCUGUGUGUGUGCAGCCAAUUAAUACAGUUAUAAGAACUUUUAUAGGAUAGCUACAUGCCGUGUUGUCAAGUGAAAUGAAAAAUUAUCUUGUUUAUGGUGUUCCAUUUGAGCUUUUCCAAUUGCCUUUGCAAAAUAGGUAAUGGGUAAAGAACAGAAUACCAGAGAAGAGGCAGGAGUAUGGAGAAAUGGUGUUCUUACAUUGUUGUUUCCAAUGUGACACAAACUAAUGUUAGUUUGGUUAAUACUGUAUAAUACUGAACUAAUUAGGUAAAUUACGUGUUCACAAUAAGUGCCGUACACCCUAAUGUAGCCAGUAUGUUUGGAUUGUAUUGUGAUAAAUUUGUCAGCAGCGGUAUUUUUGAGUGUUGGAAUGCUCUAGAUUCUAUUCUGUAUAACAUUGGGUUUUAUCAUAAUAUUUAUUUUGGUUUUUCAACAAUUUUGUGUACUUCUUUGAAAAGCAAUGGUACUGAAUCUAUUAUCUUUUAUAAUUGUCUAAGUCAUUAUAUUUAUCAAUGAAACUUUGAAGCUGACCAGUGUACUUUUAAAAUUGGGCCAUAUUCUGCAAUUGCCCUCAUUGCAAGUUGGAUCAAAAACAGCUCGCUGUGUCUCAGCCUCCAAAUUGCAGAGUUCUGGUUUCAAAUACUUUUGAGCUGUAAAUGCUCUGAAACAUUCUGUGGUUGUGAUAUGUAAUUCCACAGUUUUUCUUCGCUAACAUCUUCUGCUGUAGUCACGAGAGAUACAAUUAUCUGCAGUCAUCUUGAUUGCCAGUUGGUGCCAUCUAGAAUUUGAAAUGCUAUGCUGUUUUUUGGCGUAUAAACAACACUAAUCUAGUAACCAUUUUAUUUUGCCAUUGAUUCUACCCUUAUUUAGGAAUUGGUGCCCAGGCAAUUGAGGAAUGAAGAAAUUGCCCAUAACCCAUUGCUUUUAAUGUAAUAUUUCUAUCUGCUUAUCUUUUUCUCUCUUGAUUCCACUAUUCCAAGCCACAGUGAUGGGUCCCUGUGCAUAGACCCAUUCAUUUUGGCUGCAAAUGCUUUUUUUAAAUCUAUGCAACUCUAGUUCGGAAAGACAGAAUUUAAAGUUUUUGUGCUAUUUUUGAGAUAUAUACUUCACAUGGAAUCUGGUGAUGCUGGCUUUUGUGACUUAUUGUAACAGUGUUAAAGCUAAUAUUUCUUCUGACCUCACAACAUAUAUAUUGGGUGUGUAAACUGGCAUUUUAGUUCUUGAGUUCUGGAGUAGAAUGGUUUGAGAAAAUUGAACUAUUGUUCUCGUACAGUGGCAAGUACUACUGCAUUAAUGUUUCCAUGUGAAGUCUCUAGCAAAUAUUGUUUAGUUUUCAAGUUGAUUGAGCACUUUGGUUUGGUGUUAAAUAUUCUUUUUAUAUUUUUGACAAUUUUUGUGUUUUCGAUUGAGGUAGCUACUGUUUUCUGUCAUCUGAGUGUCUUGUGUGAGAAUUUAUACUAAGCUGCAACUAAUGUGCAAUAAUUCAGUACUAGCAGAGAAUAGAUAUUGCUUCAAUAAAUAGAUAAUCUGCUGGUUUGAUGUUUCUCAUUUAAUGAGAUGCUUUGUGGGUACGUUCAAAAUUUAACAAAUUAUGUAAAUUUCUGUUGAACUAAAACUUGCAGCAUUUAAAACCUUAAGCAUGAAAAAAUCAAAAACAAAAUUUUUGAUUUACAUUAUUGUUCUGAGGGACAGUUUACCAUCUUAUUCUUGUAAUUAAUCACAACUGAAAUUGAUUACAGACAUGUCUGCUGACUCAUUUGCAUGUACCCGCUCAAAGAUAUUACCUGGCUUUGAUUUGGAGCUACCUUUUUAUGAUUUUUAUUAAUUCUUGCUAUUUAGGCAGCACUGGCUAGGCUAGUAAUUACUGCCCAUCCUAACUGCCCUUCAGAAGAUGGUGAAAUGCCACAUGAGCUAUUACAGUUCCAGGGGUGUACAUGCACCCACAAUGCCAUUAGGAAAGGAAUUCCAGGAUUUUGACCAAGUGAAGAAGAAAUAGUGAUAUAGUUCCAAGUCAGGUUGAUGUGUGGCUUGGAGGAGAACAUGCAGGCAGUGUUAUUCUUGUGUGUCUUGUCCUCCUAUGGGAUAGAGGUCACAAGUUUGGAAGAUGAUUUCUACGGAGCCUUGAUAAUUUGAGGCAUUUUGUUAAUGAUACACACUGCUGCCAUUGUGCACCAUUAGAGGGAAUGAAUUUUGAGGAAGUUAGAUGGGGAACCAAGUCCUUUGGUGUUGAGCUCCUUGAAUAUUGUUGGAGCUGCGCUCAUGCCUCAUGUUUGGCAUGUAGAUGUAUAAUAUGAGGAGUCAGGAGUUGAAUUGCUGGCGUCCGAAUUCCAACAUCUGAUCUAAUUUUGUAUCCAGAGUACGUACUUCGCUGGUUCAGUUCAUUUUCUCUGUGCAGGAUGGAAAGAUGCACAAAAUAGGUGACUUAGUAUACUCCAUUGCUUUUUAUGGCUUUUGCUGGUUUAGGCACUAUAUGCGCAGAAUAAUGGGUGGCAAAGUUAGUUAUUGCUUAAAAAAAGGAUGGCUAGCUGGUCUGUUUGCUUCUAUGUCAGUGUUUCAGCUUUUUAAAACAAAAAGCUAAAAAUAGCACAGCAGCAGUUUAUAGUCCAAAAGGUUUGUUUGGAAAUACAAGCUUUUGGGGCAGUGCUGUUUUGUCAAUUAGCUGAUGAAGGAACAAUGCUCCAAACGCUUGUACUUCCAAAUAACCCUGUUGGACUAUUACCUGGUGAUGAGAGAUUUUUUAACUUUCUCUGCCCCAGUCUAACACCAGCACCCCUCCACAUCUUUAAAAAUAAAAAUGAACAUUGGUUCAAAAUGAUAUAAUCAAAUAUCUCAAUACUUUUGAGGAAAGAGAUAAAACUGACACUUUGUUUUCCUGGUGACUGAAAUUCUAAUGUCCAAAGUUUGGUGUAAAAUCAGGUUUCAUGUGAGAAUUAUUCAAGUUGCUUUUUAAAAACACAAGUGGAAAUUGGCUGCCAAUCUGCUCCAAUUGACCAGUUAUCAUGUCGGACUGAAGAGGUUGCACUCAUAACCAGCUGCCUGAUUAGUGAAUUGCAUUAGCUUUAAACCCAACCCCACAUGCCACUGCUCCAUGUUAAAAAUCAGCAUUUGGGUUCCAAACGCCUUUUAAUAUUGAAUCUAUUGACUACAUAGGCCUUUUAACAUUUGAACCUAUUGACUAUUAUACUACAGUCUUGACUAUUGUCUAAAUGGUUAUUGAGCAUUAUAUUUUACUAUUUAGGACAUGUGUAUUUGUAAUACCAAGCUCCACUGUUUACUUAGACAGCUUCCCUAUGUGCCCUUGGAGGAAUCCACCAAAGGGCCUAUCGGUGCUCAGUUCCAGCUCAUUGAGUAGACCCCACUUAACUCUUUCGUUAAGGUUAAGAAUGACAUCCUAAGUGAUUUGUAGUGUGUCUUGUUCAUCCAUCACCCAGUACUGUUGGUCAUAAAAAAUCUUAAUUUAAAAACUUAUCCUUGUUUUAAAUCCGAUCAUGGCCUUGCUUCUCCCCAUGUCAGUAAUCAUCUUCAGCUUCAACGACCUUUUGAGAGAGACGUUCUCACCUAUUUCUGCCGUACUUCGUAUCCCUGAGUUUAAUUGCCCUGGCUCAGCUCCUAGUGCCUCCAGCUCUAAAAUGCUCUUAUUACACCUCUCACUUUUCUCCUUUUAGACACUACUUAAACCUGUGACUAAACGUCUGGUUACUUAUUUCGUAAUGAAUAUACAAAUUUGAAAUCUGAGUAGACUGCUUAUGCCAUUCCACCAUUUGUUAAGAUCAUGGUAGACCUGAUAACUUCAAAUGCCCACCUCUCCCCAAUAACCUUUUUACCCCUUGUCUAGAAUCCAUCUAUGCCUUAAAAAGAUUGAAGUACUCUGUUCGCACUGAUUUUUGAGAUGGCGUUCCAAAAUCUCAUGGCCAGCUGAGGGGAAAAAAAAUCUCCUUCCUCUCUAUCUUAAAUGAGCAACUGCAUUCAUCCUGUCAAGACUCCUCUAGAUCUUGUACAUUUCAAUCAAGUCAUAUCUUCCUCAUCUAAACUCCAGUGAAGAUGAGCCAAAACCUUUCCAGUUUUCCUCAAAUUGGUGUACUCAUUUCAGUUAUCAAUCUAGUGAACUUGUUCUGAAUUGCUUCCAAUGCAUUUGUGACCAUCCUUUAAAUAAGGAAAUCAAUACUAGACAGUAUACUCAGUUUCACGUCAGUACUCGUAUGCUUUUACAUUUGAUUUCCCUCGCAACAAGUGGUAAUAUUCUAUUUGACUUUUCCAUUUCUUGUGCUUUUUUAAAGAUUUUAUAGUCUAUUCACCAUCUCUUUGCCAGUUUGUCUAGCAUACAUUACUUCCUUGAACAUUAUUUCCCUUUCACAAAACAAAUUGACUAUCUGAUUUAA
Chiloscyllium plagiosum (whitespotted bambooshark) is the source of this 6035-nucleotide messenger RNA. RefSeq names its product MDM4 regulator of p53 (gene mdm4). The record is from RefSeq and is a predicted model, not a curated record. Gene Ontology annotation, molecular function: p53 binding; ubiquitin protein ligase activity. Gene Ontology annotation, biological process: regulation of cell cycle; cell cycle; regulation of gene expression. Gene Ontology annotation, cellular component: nucleus. NCBI's taxonomy places the organism in Eukaryota, Metazoa, Chordata, Chondrichthyes, Orectolobiformes, Hemiscylliidae.